AAAUCAUUGAUAUGUUUAAUUGUUGGGGGUAAUGACUAACACUUUUUUGCCUAACCCGGCUGUAAUCUGAGCCCUUCCGUUCAUCGCGGGGGUGUCUGUGAUUGGCUGAUUUUACCCCAGCACUUGGCGCGCUCUUUGCAACAGCGUGAGCCCUCCAGCAAGAACAGCGGCUAUCGUACUGCACACUACUCGUCUGCUUCAAGAUGGCAGAUGGACCUAUACAGUUCCCAUUUCCAUACCAACCAUACUCCAUCCAGAAGCAGUUCAUGGAGGCUUUGUACACUGCAUUAGAUGAAGGAAAGGUUGGCAUUUUUGAGAGCCCUACUGGAACAGGGAAGUCUCUCAGUCUGAUCUGUGGUGCCCUCACCUGGUUGAGGGACUACGAGGAGAGAAAGAGGCAGGAGACAGCUCGCCUGCUAGAGUCUGGGGACCUUGCUACAGACAGCUCUGCAGGGAGCCAACAGGCUUCCCAGAGCCAGGAGAGCUCAGACUCUGCAGAGCCCAACUGGAUCACAGACUUCGUGCAGAAGAAGGCGGAGAGAGAUCUGGUCAGCAAAUUAAAGGAGGAUGAGUUGAAGAGGAAGAGAAGGGAAGAACGUUUGGAGUUGAUGCGACGUAACACUAAGCUCAAAUACACAAUGAAACGCAAGCAAGACAGUGAGGAUGAAGAGGCAGUUCGCCUGCUGAAGCUCAGUAAGGAGGCCUUGACUGCGGAGGGUGGUGACGUCCUUGAAGAAGGGGAAGAAGAGGUGAUUGUGGCCGUCUAUGAGAGCGACGAUGAUAAUGCAGUGCCGAAGAGAAGCUGUUUAGAUGAGGACGAUGAUGAUUUGGAAGAAGACCACGUGACCAAGAUUUAUUACUGCAGCCGUACCCACUCUCAGCUAGCCCAGUUUGUUCAAGAAGUUCAGAAGAGCGCAUUCGCCAGCGAUAUCCGACUGGUGUCGCUAGCCUCUCGGCAGAAUCUCUGCAUCAAUGAAGAUGUUCGCAGACUGAGCAGUGUCCAGCUUAUCAAUGAUCGUUGCAUGGAGAUGCAGAAGAACAAGCACGAGAAGACGGAGAAGGUCCAGGAGCCCAAGAGGAGGCGGGGAGCGGCCAAGCCAGUGUGCCCGUUCUCAGGCUACGAGGCCUUGCAGGCGCUGCGCGAUGAGAUUCUGGUAAAGGUGCAGGACAUUGAGCAGCUGGCGGCCCUGGGGAAGGAGACCAAGGCCUGUCCUUACUAUGGAGGCCGCCUGGCCAUCCCUGCUGCACAGCUGGUGGUGCUGCCCUAUCAGACGCUGCUGCAUGAGUCAACGCGCCGGGCUUCUGGGAUCAAACUAAAGGACCAGGUUGUGAUAAUUGAUGAGGCCCACAACCUCAUUGACACCAUCACCUGCAUCUACAGCUCGGAGGUCACAGGCGCGCAGCUCUGCUGUGCUCAUUCUCAGCUGACCCAGUAUAUGGAGCGUUACAGAAAUCGUUUGAAAGCCAAAAACUUGAUGUACAUCAAACAGAUCUUGUUUGUCGUGGAAGGUCUGGUUCGAAUGCUGGGAGGGAAGACAGGGCAAAACCCAAACACACAGACAACACCCGCAGGAACAGAGUUGCAGACUAUUAACAACUUCCUGUGUAAAGCACAGAUUGAUAAUAUUAACCUCUUCAAGGUGCGUCGAUACUAUGAAAAAAGCAUGAUCAGUAGAAAGCUGUUUGGCUUUGUGGAAAAGUAUCAAGGUUCUGGGUUGAACUUAUCUAACAAGGAGAACUGUAAGACAGAAGGCCUGGAGGGAUUUUUGCAGACCCUGCCGAAGGGCCAGAGACACACAGCACCAGUACCAGAUGAGAACAGCGUGGCAGAUAACGGGCAGCCAAUCAUGACUUCUCCCAUGAUGCAAUUAGAGGGAUUCCUAUUUGCUUUGACCAAUGCCAACAAAGAUGGAAGGGUUGUGAUACACAAACAAGGUGUGCUGGCACAGAGCAGUGUGAAGUUCCUCCUGCUGAACCCUGCCAUCCACUUCGCUGCGGUACUGAGAGACUGCAGAGCUGUCAUCGUUGCGGGAGGCACCAUGCAGCCAGUGUCAGACUUUAAGGAGCAGCUGUUGCUCUCCGCUGGCGUGAGACCAGAACGCAUUAUGGAAUUCUCUUGUGGUCAUGUGAUUCCUCCCCAGAAUAUCUUACCUUUAAUUCUGUGCAAAGGACCUUCAGGACAGGAGCUGGAGUUUACCUUUCAGAACCGAGAAAAGUCACACAUGAUGGAUGAGACUGGGCGAGUCCUCUCCAACUUGUGCAAUGUGGUGCCUGGGGGUGUGAUCUGCUUCUUCCCUUCCUAUGAGUACGAGAGGUGUGUAUACUCCCACUGGGAGAAGACCGGCCUUCUUGAACGUCUGUCAGCCAAGAAGAGGAUUUUCCAGGAACCUAAGAAAGCCAGUCAGGUGGAGCAAGUGCUGUCUGAAUACUCCAGGUGCAUCCAGCGCUGCAGCCAAGCUGAAGGACCCCUGUCGGGAGCCCUGCUUCUGUCUGUCGUGGGGGGGAAGAUGAGCGAGGGGAUUAACUUUUCAGAUGAUCUCGGCAGGUGUGUUGUAAUGGUAGGAAUGCCAUACCCCAAUAUCAAGUCUCCAGAACUUCAGGAAAAGAUGGACUAUUUGGACAAAAACAUGCCGCAGGUGAAAGGCAGGACUCCUGGAAAGGCACUGAUUGAGAAUCUCUGCAUGAAAGCUGUGAAUCAGUCUAUAGGAAGGGCUAUCCGUCACCGUGGUGACUACGCCAGCAUUGUGCUUCUGGACCAGCGCUACUCCAGGCCGGCCAUCAUGGCCAAACUGCCCAACUGGAUCAGGACCAGCACCCAGGUGCAGCCCACCUUUGGACCUGCCUUCGCCAGCAUCAGGAAGUUCUUCAUGCAAAAGAAGCAGCAGCAUGGACUGUAGCCCUCCCAAUCCAACAUGUGCAAGAGCCAGCACUUCUGAACACCAGGCUACCAACAGGACAAAAACAAUUUAACGGUCAUCAAGCCUGAAGCCCUCAGAGCCGGGAACAGGUCAAGAGUGAUCUCAGGCUCAGGAGAACAGAGGAUUCAUUAAGAGCUGAUGGAAAUUACUACCACUUUUCAGUGUUAAAGUGAAAUGCUUAAGAUUUUGAGGGAGACUUCUCUUUUCCAGGUUACAGCCUCAGAAGGGUUGUGUCAUGGGUGUCAGGGACAGAGGUCUACAUGCACUUUAAUGCUCUGACACUUUUUCUUUUGAGUUACCUACUCAUCUCUAAACUCGAUCCUGCCUGAAGUAGUUUGUUUUUCUGUAUUUUGAUACUUUAAAAUUAAUGAAAGGUAAUGACAGAAAAGAAGCAAUUGAAUGUAAAGUAUGUACAUGUAAUGUUACAUUAAUUUAAAGAAAUCUUGUUUGUAAAACAUUUUCAUUUUUCAUAUUUAUAAUGCUUAUAUGUUCCAAUGGUAUGUGGAAAAAUAACUAAGGUUCUCAGGUUACAUACAGUAUAUAUAUUCAGUCCGGGUCCUGCAUAUUUUCUAGGUCUCUCCUAGGUUUUUUACUGGACCAAUUUAGCCAGACCAAAUUAUAACUGGACUGUUUUAGAAAUAUCUUGCAGCUGCAAGAAGUUUGCAAAAAAUAAUGACUUCAUUAAGGUUACAAGUCAAGUGUGAAUGAAAACCUAGUAACACACCAACUGUCCACUUCAAGUGUUGACUGAUUGGAUUUAGUUGAAAGGAUUAGCUUAAUUAUUUAAAUGUUUAUUUUGUUAUCUUUUGUAAAGUGUGUUCAUGUUAUUGAUGCACAGUUAUUUUGCGGUCUUUAAUUGCUGAUCUUUGGUAAAUCUAAAAUAUAGUACAUCAUCAUUUUUUUCUUUACACAUUCUGAAGAAACAAGUAGAGGGGAAAAAUGAAGAAUGCCACAGAGACAUAAGUUAUUCUGAAAUGUGACACAUCAUCCAUGUACAGUAAUAAUACAAUUUUGUUCUAGCACCUCUGCUUCUGUUGCAUCUUCUGAAUACAUUGAUCUUAAAAUCUGAAUGGAGGUUGUUUCUGUUGAAGUAAUCAGUUUUGCACAGAAAAGAGGCCACAUACAGUCUUAGAGAUAAAAACAUGAACCAUAAAAAAUAAUGUUUAAACCACACAACAUAUUUAUCUGAGGGCAUUAAUCAAACUUCUAUUUUUGUUAUUUGAGAGCUCCAAUGUUAAUAAGAAUGCACUGGUACAAAAUAUGAAAACGUUUUUGCAAUUUUUACAUUUAUUUUUCCAACACUGACAUUUUACAUCAGAGAUUUCAUGACAGAUGCAUUACAGGAGUGAGCUCUUGCUGAUGAUAUAAAAAGCCACUUUCUAAAACUAUAUUCUCCUCUUAUUGGGGUUAACCAUACACAUUUAUUGCAGGUUUAUAUUAUGCCUCAAUGAUUCUUUUUUGCGACUAGUGAAUUAACAUUUUCAAGCCCUUAGGCUUAGACAAUUAUCCUUUGAUAUGUUGGAUUUAUAGUAUAGAUCUUCAUUCCCAGUUUUUUGUUUAAUAACUUGAAACCUAUGUACAGUAUUUCAUGCUGAGCAAAAUAAACAGAACUUUGGUUUAA
Molecule: messenger RNA, 4539 nt
Organism: Lepisosteus oculatus (spotted gar)
Lineage: Eukaryota; Metazoa; Chordata; Actinopteri; Semionotiformes; Lepisosteidae
Gene: ddx11
Product: DEAD/H (Asp-Glu-Ala-Asp/His) box helicase 11
Biological process (GO): nucleobase-containing compound metabolic process; establishment of sister chromatid cohesion
Cellular component (GO): nucleus
Molecular function (GO): hydrolase activity, acting on acid anhydrides, in phosphorus-containing anhydrides; DNA binding; DNA helicase activity
Source: RefSeq, a predicted model, not a curated record